This is a messenger RNA of Didymosphaeria variabile, 774 nucleotides long. RefSeq lists its product as uncharacterized. NCBI's taxonomy places the organism in Eukaryota, Fungi, Ascomycota, Dothideomycetes, Pleosporales, Didymosphaeriaceae. The transcript has a single exon. Gene Ontology annotation, biological process: protein phosphorylation. Gene Ontology annotation, molecular function: protein kinase activity; ATP binding. The coding region runs from base 1 to 774 and encodes 257 amino acids. The record is from RefSeq and is a predicted model, not a curated record.
AUGGACUCACCAGUAUCGCCUGAGGUCUUCCAGAAACUCAGCACAUCGCUCUUCCAACGGACCGGCAAAAAGGAAUGGCGCGACAACCCUAGACUUUACUUCAUAUCACGCCAACUGGGGCGAGAGAAUGUUUUUCAAGACCUUCUCAACAAUAAUGUUACCGACCUAUGGCUCCCGAUCCCGAAGUAUGUAGUACUCAGAAUCCUAGAGGAUGAGAAGGACAAGAAGGCGUUUUUGGAAGCCCAGGAGAUGUGCUUGGAUGAUCGAAUGCCCACAAGUCUGAACGGUCAACACCUCUCUCUCAUGGAUUCGGACUGUUUGGAACUCAACGAACAGAAAUUCCUUGGAUCAGGCCGUUACGGCGAAGUACAUCACGUGGUUGAUCCUCGGACGGGGGUCGCCUACGCAAGGAAAACCAUGUCUCGACCAAGAAAUUUCUUCAAGCAUCGUGAAUUGAUGAAGCUCUUCCAGAGGGAGUUAAGUGGAAUGCGGCGUGUGCGGCAUGCUCAUUGUGUGACCCUCAUGGCUACAUGCACUGAUACGGAUUCGGUCAUAUUCUUAUCCUCUCCUGUCGCGGACAUGGAUUUAGCCUCUUUCCUGGAUUCGGACCUCAGCGGUACUCAGCUAGAUACGCUUUGCCGUGCCGUGGGAUGCAUCACAUCGGCGCUCACUUACCUCCACCAACUGAACAUAAGGUACGACCUGUUUGAGAAUGACGUUCACCCUGUUAAUGGAAACAAAGGCAUGAUGACCUCAAACCGAAUAACAUCUUGA